CGCGCCCCCAUGUUUGAAUGGGAAAGCAAGAUGGCUGAAAUGCGAGGAAUGUGGUGUGUCCCGUGUCUAGCAUCAUUUGAAGUUCUCCAGGAGAUCUGCCGAACGGAGAAGCUCACCUGCUCCGCCCUGGGAAUCACCAAAAAGGACCUGAAGGAAUACGAGGUGGAAUAUCUGUGCGGAUACAAGAAAGAGAAGGGUAAGGAGUACUACUUUGUGAAAUGGAAGGGUUGGCCCGAAUGCACAAACACCUGGGAGCCCCGGAGGCACCUCCGUUGCAUCGGUCUGGUGAAGCAGUUUCAGGAGGACAAGAAGAAGUUCUUGGAGAAAGUGAAAAUGGCAAAGAAACUGAAGUUAAAUAACUGCAAAGAUUUCAAACUGGCAUUCUCGGAAUACAUCACCAAGAAGUCAAAGCAAAGGUUGGCGCUGAAGCGUUGGGAGGAGGAGCUCAACAGGAAGAAGAACCAUCGAGGGAGGAUCCUGGUGGAAAAUGAGGUAGAUUUUGAGCCUCCUCCUCUGGACUUCCAUUAUAUCAACCAGUACAAGCCCUCGCUCGGAAUAAACCUCAACAAAGACCCUCUGGUCGGCUGCGAGUGCUUCAACUGCCUGGAAGGGAAGUGCUGCCCGGAGGAGGCCGGGGCCCAGUUUGCUUACAAUGCAGAAUCCCGGCUGAAGAUCGCUCCGGGCAAGCCCAUCUUUGAAUGUAACUCUUGCUGUGCGUGCAGCUCUCAGUGUCCCAACAGGGUGGUGCAGAAGGGCACGCUCUAUGACCUCUGCAUCUUCCGAACUUCAGACGGACGAGGGUGGGGCAUUAAAACCCUCCAAAAGAUCAAGAAGAAUAGUUUUGUUAUGGAAUACGUUGGAGAGGUAAUCACCAGCGAGGAGGCAGAGAGGCGAGGGCGUUUCUACGAUAGUAAAGGCAUCACCUACCUGUUCGACCUGGACUAUGUGGAGGAUGAGUAUACUGUGGAUGCUGCGAGAUUUGGGAAUAUUUCGCACUUUGUGAAUCACAGUUGUGAUCCAAAUCUUCAAGUUUACAAUGUUUUUAUCGAUAGUUUGGACACGCGUCUCCCCAGGAUUGCACUUUUCUCGACACGCACCAUCAAGGCUGGUGAAGAGCUAACGUUUGACUAUCAAAUGAAGGGUUCGGGUGAUGUUUCGAUUACUGAGACCUCGGACGUCAAUGGGCCAACCAAAAAGCAGCGCAGGAUUGAAUGCAAAUGUGGGUCCCUGUCCUGCCGUGGUUUCAUGAACUGACCAGCAUCUGCGAGGAAGAAACUUUUUUUUUGUGUGUGUUUUUUUUAAGUAAGAGUAUGUGGAUCCUAAAAUGGGAGUUCUUGCGUAAUGACGCUUGAAGAGGUUGUGUCUCCACCAUGCAGAAAGGUGUCAUUCACAUUAAUCCUGGACUUGAGAGCAGGUCUAUGGGAUAGUUUCCCGGGAGAAAUUGUAUUACAGAGGCUAGUUGCUACUAUUUGUGACCUGCCUUGUAGCAGGUCACCAAAACAACUUCCAGGAUUGCUUAGCCCCUGGUAAGGAGUGACCUGCUUUAAAGAGCAUUCUCUACGUGAGUACUGUUCACAAUUCUGCAGGUUUGAUUUGGAAGUCGUCUUCUGCAAUAAAGCCUUCAAAAUUUUUUUUUGUUUAUUUGGAGGUGCCUAUCCAAGUUUGCUAGCUUGUGUGAGUAAAUCUGGCCACUGCAUAAUCAGCCUGCUUUGUGGAACUCCUUCAAAUUAUUGGCAGAAAAAAUAUUUCCAUCCUGUAUGAUGCAGCGGAAAUUGUGCAAGCAUUUCUUGGGUUGCUCUCUGCUCCAGAUCUCAGGUGUAUUGUUAAGGGGGAAAAGGUGUGUUUAUAGAUAAGUUAUGGCCAAAUAAUUCAGCACCAUUUUAUCCCUGCUUAAUGCAAAACAUUUCUUUAUAUCAAGGCACAUGCUUGCUCUUUAACCCUUCAAAGCAAGGAUAAUUUUUUCCAUGCAUAAUUGAAUGCAACAAAUUAAGAUCAGAACCCCAAAUUUAUUAAUCUUUUGUUAAGACAUUGCUAUUAAACUAUCAAGUCAGUGCUCCAUGCUAACUUUUUGCAAGCUUGCUUUUAAGGUCAGUCUUGUGACUCCUUCAUGCCGAUGAGUCCCUUUUAUACCGUAGAGAAAAUAUUCUUGAGGUAUUCUAAACUUCCAGAUGCAUCUUACACAUUAAUUCCGGGCGUAUAGUUUUACCUCAUCCAUCACAUUAAGGCCCGACAACAGAAAAUUUGCUAACAGCUGAUUGGAGAAGCAGUUCUGGAAUUAGUUUUGGGAGUGAGAGGGAUAUUUUGUCACUUUGCUUAGCAGUUAAUAAUAAUCUGGGAUUUUUCUUUCUUUGGUAUUGUCCUCUCUAUCGGGAUGCAAGGUUUAAGUUAGCUAAGGCAGUCAUCAAAUCUCCCACUGACUUUUCUGCCAAUAAUUUUUGAUGGAAAAGACAAAUGUCAUGAUUCUUAUUGCGAAAUUCUAUUUUUGUAUUUCUCGGAGCUGUUGUGCUUUGGAGGGUGUUCUCUUUCAAGCAGCAGUACAGUUUGCAGCUUCAGUUUGAGUAAGAGGCAUUGGCAGAGGACCGUUGUCUCCAACCACUUGGUGCUAGAUGUGUCACACUUUGUCGCGGCUGCGAGAAUUCCUGAAGUCUCUCGGAUAGAGCUGAGUUUCUGAGGUGGGCAAUGUUUGACCGCCCCAGCUUAUACCAGAAACCAACAACGGACUUCCACCCCGCUACGUGAAUAUGAAGAACAAUGUUUACAGAAUUAAUUAUUUUGUUUGAUAGUGUGUCGGGCAGGAGGAAUCUCCCUCUGAGCUCAGCCACAGUGAUGCUUGGGAACUAACGGAGAUAUAUUAGGUGCAUAGAAAAACAGGACAGGGAUUAAGAGAGCAUCUUUGACGAUGCAGUUCUGUGAUUCCUCCCUUUGAAAGCUCAUCUUAAGUAUCGGAGAGUUCUUCACUCUUGCCACAAUGCAGGACCUCCCUGUGGCAGGUGGGGAGGCGGAGGGACCCAUGGAGUGGCCCUCCUGAAGAUUUGCCGAGAAUCGCGGGGUGUGGUGGGGGGGCCACAGUAGCAUAGCUGUUAGUGCAAUUCCGGCGCACUCUGUCAGCAAGUUUGUACAUUCCUCCCACAGUCCAAAGUUAACCCCCAUUGGCAGGUUAAUUGUAGAUUGUCCCGCGGUUAGGCUAAGGUUAAAUAGGUGGUAUGGCUUGUUGGUCCAGAAGAGCCUGUUCUGUGCUGUAUCUCUAAAUUAAUUAAUUAAUUAAAGUUAAAAUCCCGUCCAACAAGUGAAACAGAAGGCCAGUUCCGUCCUUGUCCCUCUCCCCAAAUCUACAAUCAUCCAAAUUUCUCACCUUUCUGAAAUGAGCAUUGUGGGGAAUUGGCAGGAGGGAGAUUGGCCAUUUGGCAUGUGGUCAGAGAUGAUAUCCAAAUAUGACUUGGGGGACUGAUUGCUUUGAAGGGGUAAUGAGACCUCAGUAUGGAUAAAAUAAGUUUGGAUUUUUUUUUGUGUAGGAUUGUUUCAAGUCUUGUAUACCUCUUUGUACUGAGCUGUGAAUUGCAAAUUGGUGUAGAAUGUUUGCAUAAAAAAAUGAUAAAUGUAAGUGUUUCA
Messenger RNA from Hypanus sabinus (Atlantic stingray), 3609 nucleotides. RefSeq names its product histone-lysine N-methyltransferase SUV39H2-like. The record is from RefSeq and is a predicted model, not a curated record. Gene Ontology annotation, molecular function: protein binding; zinc ion binding; histone H3K9 methyltransferase activity. Gene Ontology annotation, cellular component: nucleus. Bases 10 to 1254 code for a protein of 414 amino acids. The transcript has 6 exons. Lineage: Eukaryota; Metazoa; Chordata; Chondrichthyes; Myliobatiformes; Dasyatidae.